UUUUUUAAGCUCCGGGAUUCACAAGUCUUCUCUGUUUUGUUUUACAUUCUCCCAUCAUCUUUUCUCUGCUGAAGAUAGUUUAGAGAACCCAAAAAGAUGAGAUCUUUGCUGGUUUUUAGAAAAGUCCCUUCACGGCUUCGUCUUCGUUGCUUGAGAAAUAAUAAACCCUUUUGUUCACUGUCUCAGUUUCCCAAAGAAUCUGAGAAUCCAAGUCAAGAGCAGAGACUAGUUUACGGAUCCAUUUCUGAAGAAAGUCCAGUUAACUCCGAAGUGAGUCUUUUGGCUGCUAAGCCUGAAGGCCCUGAACAGAAGGACGAUGAAUCUGUGAUCGACGUUCUUCUCAAUCGCAGGAACAACCCAGAAUCUGCUCUUCGGUUCUACAAUUGGGCUAGACCAUGGCGUGGAAGUUUUGAAGAUGGAGACGUCUUCUGGGUACUCGUUCAUGUUCUGGUUGGUUCUCCUGAGACCUACGGACGCGCAAGGGAUUUACUCAUGCGGUACGUUUCUACGAGCAAUCCAACUCCAAUGCCAAGUGUUUUGGUCAGUAAUUUGGUGGAUUCUGCGAAAUUAUUUGGGUUUGAAGUCAAUUCACGAGCUUUUAAUUACUUGUUGAAUGCUUAUUCCCAGAAGAGGCAAACGGAUUAUGCGGUGGAUAUCAUCAAUCAGAUGUUAGAACUAGGUGUGAUUCCAUUUGUUCCAUAUGUGAAUAGGACCUUGAGUGCUUUAGUUCAAAGGAAUUCGAUGACUGAAGCUAAGGAACUCUACAGUAGAAUGAUUUCCCUUGGUGUUGAUGGUGAUAAUGGCACAACGCAAUUGUUAAUGCGAGCUAGUUUGAGAGAAGAGAAUCCUGAGGAGGCUUUGGAGGCUUUUACUAGAGCUAUCGAGAGAGGGGCAGAACCGAAUGGUGUACUGUAUAGUAUUGCUGUUCAGGCUUGUUGCAAGACGCUCAAUUUGGCUAUGGCUGAGAGUUUAUUGAGAGAGAUGAAGGAGAAAACGUUGUGUGUCCCGUCGCAGCAAACGUAUACUUCUGUGAUUUUGGCUUCCGUGAAGCAAGGUAACAUGGAGGAGGCAGUUAGAUUUAAGGAUGAGAUGGUGAGUGGUGGGAUACCGAUGAACGUAGUUGCUGCUACGAGUCUGAUCACGGGAUACUGCAAGAACAACGACUUCGGUAGUGCUUUGGAAUUGUUUCAUAAGAUGGAAAAAGAAGGCCCCUCUCCAAACAGCGUUACAUUUUCGGUUCUGAUAGAAUGGCUUAGUAAGAACGGGGAAAUAGCAAAGGCGUUUGAGUUUUACAAGAAAAUGGAAGGUUUAGGUCUUACUCCUUCUGUCUUUCAUGUCCACACGAUAAUCCAAGGGUGUUUGAGAGGUCAGAAAGAGGAAGAGGCACUGAAACUCUUUGACGAGUCUUUUGAAACUGGUCUUGCAAAUGUGUUCAUAUGUAACAGUAUAUUAUCUUGGUUUUGCAAGCAAGGUAAGAUAGACAAAGCCACAGAGUUAUUGGUGAAGAUGGAAAGUAGAGGUCUUGGACCGAAUGUUGUUUCUUACAAUAACGUGAUGCUUGCCUAUUGCAGAAAGAAAAACAUGGAAUUGGCUCGUACUGUCUUUGCUAAUAUGCUGGAAAAGGGUCUAAAGCCGAAUAACUACACGUAUUCUAUUCUGAUUGAUGGAUGUUUCAAGAAUCAUGAUGAACAAAACGCUUUGGAAGUCGUGAAUCAAAUGAUUUCUUCUGGUAUUGAAGUCAACGGGGUCGUAUCCCAAACAAUUAUCAAUGGUUUAUGCAAAGUAGGUCAGACAUCCAAAGCAAGAGAAUUGAUGGCAAAUAUGAUUGAAGAAAAACGGUUUUGUGUUAGUUGCAUGAGUUACAAUAGCAUUAUAGAUGGAUUAAUCAAAGAGGGUGAAAUGGAUUCUGCAGUUGCAGCUUACAGAGAGAUGUGUGGCAAUGGUAUAUCUCCAAACGUCAUAACUUAUACCAGCUUGAUGGAUGGGUUAUGCAAAAAUAAUAGAAUGGAUCAAGCAUUGGAAAUGAGAGACGAAAUGAAGAACAAAGGUCUUAAACUCGAUAUUCCAGCUUAUGGUGCUCUUAUCGAUGGGUUCUGCAAAAAGAGUAACAUGGAAAGUGCAUCUGCGCUGUUCUCUGAACUCCUGGAAGAAGGACUGAAUCCAAGCCAACCUGUUUACAACAGCUUGAUUUCUGGAUUUCGUAAUCUGGGAAACAUGGUAGCGGCGCUUGAUUUGUACAAGAAAAUGUUGAAAGAUGGUCUAAGAUGUGAUCUGGGUACAUAUACAACACUGAUUGAUGGACUGUUGAAAGAAGGAAAUUUGAUCCUUGCCUCUGAUUUGUACACAGAAAUGCUGGCGGUGGGUCUUGUUCCUGAUGAAAUCAUGUACACAGUAAUUGUGAACGGUCUCAGCAAGAAGGGUCAGUUUGUGAAAGUGGUUAAGAUGUUUGAGGAGAUGAAGAAGAAUAAUGUGACUCCAAAUGUUCUUAUCUACAACGCGGUGAUUGCAGGACAUUAUAGAGAAGGAAAUCUCGAUGAGGCUUUUAGACUUCACGAUGAGAUGCUUGACAAGGGUAUUCUACCUGAUGGUGCUACAUUUGAUAUUCUAGUUAGUGGGAAAGUCGGAAAAUUUCAACCUAAGCGUGCAGCAAGUUUGUGGUCUGGCGAAACUGGGGCACAUUAUUGACUGAUGAGUUAGCCUUGGCUUUCCGCGAGACCCAAUAAUUUGAUUGCUUAAGUUUCUCAAUGUCUUCUGAAGCAGCUAAUGUUGGCGAGUGAUGGAAACAAUGCACUGAAUCCUUAUCAAACUCGUCAUAUGAUUCUCCUAACAUAUUGUCUGCUCGAUUUGAACUGGAACAGGAAAACGCGAAGCCUUUCUACCAGAUUCAAAACCCAGGAAGGACCUGCAACUGACACACAGGUAUAUAGGAAGAGAUGAGUGAUAUAAUAUAGAGACGAUGCUAACUCGCUUAGCCUGCGAGGUUCUAGUUAUUAAAACCGUACAAUAUGUCUUUUUAUAUGUCUCUCUUUUGCCAGCUUCUGAGAUCAGCUUUUGCUCAUAAAAGAUGGUUUUGGGUUUAAGCAGUUUAUAGCGCUUGGUUUUAGUUGCCUAUACGAUUGACCUUGUGGUGGUUCUGGAACUUUAACACCCUGCUUUCCAUGUACGCCAAAUAAGGUUCAAACAUGAAGUUUCUUUGCAAAGUAUUAAACGGUA
Molecule: messenger RNA, 3213 nt
Organism: Capsella rubella
Lineage: Eukaryota; Viridiplantae; Streptophyta; Magnoliopsida; Brassicales; Brassicaceae
Product: pentatricopeptide repeat-containing protein At3g54980, mitochondrial
Exons: 2
Coding region: 97-2685 (862 amino acids)
Molecular function (GO): protein binding
Source: RefSeq, a predicted model, not a curated record